CUACCAUUCUCCAUUCCCACAUACAUAUAUAUAUGUGGACAACAUAGUUAAAACCGAAGAGAAAUUCCUCUUUAUACACACACAUACGUUCAAGCAUAUGGGUUGGGCACAUACAGUGCUGGUGCUAGUGAUUUGCAUGGGGAUCACUAGCACGGGCUCAUCGUACAAUGAUGAAGCAGCCCUUUUAGCCAUCAAGAAUCGUGUAACGUCCGACCCGAACAACCUCUUGCUAAACAAUUGGACCCAAGCAACGCCGUUUUGCAAUUGGUACGGUGUUACUUGCAGCACAAGGCACACGACGAGAGUGACCUCGAUUAGACUUCUAAGUGCGGGCCUAAGUGGCACCAUUGCCAAAGAAAUCGGCAAUCUUUCCUUCCUCGUUUUCUUGGAAAUUGGAAACAACAGUUUCCAAGGAGACGUCCCGGAGGAAAUAGGGUUUCUGCACCGGCUAAGGCACUUGUCUCUUCAGUACAACAUGCUCUCGGGCUCGAUUCCCCAGAGUUUUGGAUUGCUGGGUAGUCUCCAACUAUUAGAUCUCUCGAACAACCACCUCAUUGGAACUAUACCUUUUUCCAUCUUCAACAUCUCUUCUUUGGGGGUUAUCGAUUUCAAUGACAACCAAUUACAAGGGACUCUCCCGACGGAUAUCUGUCGCAAUCUGCCUAGGCUGCGGGCCUUGUCUGCUACAAGCAAUCAGUUGGGGGGUGAACUCCCAUCACUCGACAAAUGCACACAAGCUAUUUAUAUUUCCUUGUCCAGAAAUCGAUUCACUGGAAGCCUUCCCAAGGAAUUUCGUAACUUCUCAGUACUUGAGGGGCUAUAUCUGGGAUGGAAUAAUUUGACAGGUAACACUCCGGUCAGUGAUUGA
Sesamum indicum (sesame) is the source of this 868-nucleotide messenger RNA. RefSeq lists its product as uncharacterized. The record is from RefSeq and is a predicted model, not a curated record. Gene Ontology annotation, biological process: protein phosphorylation. Gene Ontology annotation, molecular function: protein binding; protein kinase activity; ATP binding. NCBI's taxonomy places the organism in Eukaryota, Viridiplantae, Streptophyta, Magnoliopsida, Lamiales, Pedaliaceae.